AUAAAAAAAAAAUUCAAAGACUGGAAACGAAGCGUUUAGAUUUAGAACAUUGAAGAACACAGUGUGCAGGUUCGUCGAUCUUCCUUCGUCUAUCGUCAUCUUCUUCUUCUUCUCCCUUCGCGUUAGGGUUUCCAGAUAUUCAAUUUCCCCUCUUUUCUUAACCCUCCUUGCUCCAAUCAUAUUGCAAUUUCUCGCAAAUUUCAUCUCUGCAAUUCAUCAAUUCGCGAUAUAUUGGCCUUCAAGGGAACUAAAUCUUGUAUCUUUGGUGCAUUUGAAUACCAUAGAAUGAGCAUAUACUAGGGUGAAAAAAAAUGCAGGCUGAGGCACAAAUCUCGGUUAAUCCGGAUACUAACCUUAACCCGGAGAAUGCUGUUUCAAUCCGAAAUGCGGAUCCUGUUGUUUCCUCAUCUCUUUCAAAUGCAACCACAACUCAACAGCCAGCUCCGAAGAAACCGACAAGGCAGUGGGCUGCUUGGACUCGUCAAGAAGAGGAAAGCUUCUUCACUGCGUUACGACAAGUUGGGAAGAAUUUCGAGAAAAUCACUUGCCGUGUGCAGAGUAAAAACAAGGAUCAGGUCAGGCAUUAUUACUAUCGGCUUGUGAGACGGAUGAACAAACUUCUUGGUCCAGGAUUGUGUUUAGAUGCCAAAAACUCAAAAGAUNNNNUAUCUGACCUUUGACACAGGUGGUCUUUAUUAGAAAAGUACAGCUGCAAAGCCUCAAAGCUUCACUUAAAGCCCCGAAGGUUCAAAGUUUUUGUGGAAACCUUGGAGCACCAACUUUUGAAGGACAGGAAGAAGAACGUAAAAAAGAAACCUCUGCAGGCGGUAAACUGUCCUCCUCCUGCUCCUAACACAGUUUCAAAUCAAAGUAGAGCAUCGGUAAAUGAUCCUCGUGCAGUUAAACUGGUUAUUGUUGAUAGUCAAAAUAUUUUAAAGCUUGGGCCUUCAAAACCACCAUUGAAGCGCAACAUAAACAUGGGUGUUAACCGUAGUAACACAAAGGGAGAUUCAAUUACCAUGAAGCCCUCAAGGCAGCGAAAGAAAUCUGGUGUGAUCACAACUGCAGCAUAUAAAAAGUGGGAGAAGGCUGCAAUUGCUGGUGUUUCUUUAGUUGCAGAUGCUGCUGAGCAUUUGGAGCGAGCUUCCUCUGGUAAGGAGGCUGAAAAUGACCAGGAGAAUAAUCUAGGAGAAAAAUGUUCUGAUCCUGCUAAUUAUGUACUGCCCCCUUUGCCCACAUUUCCACAAAAUCAUGUAGAUAACAAUGUACAUAAUAGUAUGAAACUUAAGCUGCAAUUAUUCCCAAUUGAUGAACCUACUCGAAGAGCAUUGGAAAUGGAUAAGCAUAACCCAUACCUGGAGCUUACACUUAGUGCAAGAAAGAAGAUAUCAUCAAUUUUGGAACAUCUAAACCGUAAGUGGGGGAAUUCAAGCAUAGCAACGGGAGAAUUAAUGAUUUUUCCCUAUGGUACUCAAAGGGAGAACUUGGUAAACUAUCAUAGAUGGACCCAGGAAUCUACUCUUAGUGCUGCAGAUAUAUAUGCAAUGAUUGGAAGUCCACACAUAUUUCGUUUGAGGUAUGGCUGGAUUUCCAACACUGAGCUUGAGUUAUUAAAUAUGCAAGCCCCGGUAGUAACUGGCAGCAUGCUUGGACUAUCAAACAAUAGUGUGAACAAUACUAUGGGUCAGAUGCUGAAUUCUGAAGCACUCCCUAUUCCUUCAACUAACAAUCAUUCCUUGGAGCUCUCUGAAGAACGAGGAACGUCCAUGAUCAGAAACUGUGCUAGCACUACUUCCACUGCUUUGCCUAAUACUAGAGACAACAGUGAAUACCUGAAUACAAGAACUGAUGAUUUCUGUGAUCCUACAGCAAAUGUACCAUGGCGUGGAAAAAAUGUUGGGGAUAGAACUGUGACUAGACAGUUGGAAGAUGCGGAUGAGAUGAAGUUAAGCAGUGGAACUGGUCUGUCAGCUGGUGAGUGGGCUGACAGCCUUACCAACAUUAGUGUGGGGGACCUACUUUCAGGAGUUUCUCAAGAUCUUGAAGAUAACUAUGUUGAUAAUCGUAUUGCUGAAAAUUGUCAUGGUCUUCAGCAAAUUCCUUUCAGUAGUGAUUCUUUCGAUGCUGCUAUUGCUGCUCACAUCUCUAGACACCAAGACAGGAUGGGACAACCGACCAUGGCAUCCCACAUGUCUUCCAUAUGGGAUGGUGAAGAGACAUGCGAUGCUUUCUUAUUUAAAAAGGAUCCUAUUCCUCAUAAAGAUGGUACUUGUCUAUCACCAAUUGCUACCUUAGAUUCUGAAAAUGUGGUCCUUGGAGGGUCCGAGAAAUUUGAAAAGCUGUCACCUGAAAGAGAGAGGCUUGUGGAUGAUUUUGCUCAAACUGACCAUAUGGAUAGUGGUGAGUCGGAUGCAGAGGCCCAGCAUCAAUUAGCAAAAGAUUUCAAUGGACUAGCGGAUAUCUAUUGGCCUGAUUCUCUGGGACCGUUGGAUCUGGAUAUACCAUCACAAGAAGGAAGCAUCAUCAGCAGUUGAGGCUCGAGAAGUUUCUCCUCUUUCGGAUUUUAAAAUUGGAAGUGAAAAAUGAGCCUCAGCAGUCAGCAUGAUCGGAUCAUCUUGGUAACAUAAUCGUUUUUCGGCAUGAAUUUUUCUGGUUGAAUCAAUGUUCUGAUUAACAUUUUACUUAAACUUACUUGACUUGAGGUGUGCAAGCUUAAAAUGAGACGCUUCACACUUCCUGUAUAUGUUUCUCUAAUCUGGGUCUUUCCCCUUCUGUACAAAAAAGAAGUUCAUCAAAGGAUUUCACUGUAUCAACCCCUUGUUUGAUUGUGUUAGCUUCUGUAGAAAUACAUCUGUUGUUUUAAGAAAUCUUAACCCCUCUUUUAUUCUUAGCUUC
This is a messenger RNA of Arachis ipaensis, 2895 nucleotides long. The record is from RefSeq and is a predicted model, not a curated record. Lineage: Eukaryota; Viridiplantae; Streptophyta; Magnoliopsida; Fabales; Fabaceae.